This is a messenger RNA of Cygnus atratus (black swan), 8505 nucleotides long. It is a transcript of the gene MPDZ, whose product is annotated as multiple PDZ domain crumbs cell polarity complex component. The transcript has 49 exons. Bases 230 to 6460 code for a protein of 2076 amino acids. Lineage: Eukaryota; Metazoa; Chordata; Aves; Anseriformes; Anatidae. The record is from RefSeq and is a predicted model, not a curated record. Gene Ontology annotation, molecular function: protein binding.
CGGGUAAGCGGGGCGCUGGGCCGGGUCGGGCCGGGCCAGGCCAGGCCAGGCCAGGCCGGGCCGCCCGCCUUUGUGGGGACCUGUGGUGGCGCCGGGGCUGUGAGGGACCCCGUGAAACCUGGCACUGUGUCUGUGAAUUUUGUGGAGAUUAAUGUCAUACAACUUUGCAGGAAAAUACUGUAUUUGCUACCACUUACCAUAUUGGAGUAGAAGCUGAGAAGCUGAAAAAAUGUUGGAAACAAUUGAUACGCAUCGGGCUCUCCAGGCCGUAGAGCGCUUACAGGCAAAGCUUCGCGAUCGAGGUGACAUUGCAAAUGAGGAAAAACUGAGCUUAUUAAAAUCAGUGCUGCAGAGUCCUCUUUUUAACCAAAUUCUCAACCUUCAGACUUCUGUUCAACAGCUGAGAGAUCAGGUAAAUAUCACUCCUUCCAUACAUUCCACUGGUGAGUUCCCCCAGCUUCUCCACCAUGGUGUGAACGUGGGUUCCUUACCACAUAAUGAGUCAUAUUUGUUGGCUCAGCAGAAUGGCAGCCCAGCUAAUGUGCUAGAAACAUCGAUGAGAUCCAUCACUCCUCAGAUUAAUGGGAAAUCCUCUAGUGAUGACUUUGAGCAGCUGAUCAGAAGUAUGUCCCAGGGUCGUCUUGUUGAGACAAUUGAGCUAAUUAAACCUCUAAGUGGUGGUCUGGGCUUCAGUGUUGUGGGACUCAAGAGUGAAAACAGGGGAGAACUGGGAAUAUUUGUGCAAGAAAUCCAGGAGGGAAGUGUGGCACAUCGAGAUGGAAAGCUGAAGGAAGCAGAUCAAAUCCUUGCUAUUAAUGGACAAGCCCUUGAUCAGACAAUUACACAUCAACAGGCUAUCAGCAUCCUACAGAAAGCAAAAGACAACGUCCAGCUAGUUGUGGCCAGAGGCAGUUUCCCUCAACUCAUAAGUCCUGUAGUUUCCCGGUCUCCUUCUGCUGCUAGCACAGUUUCAGCCCAUUCCAACCCGGUUCACUGGCAGCACGUGGAGACCAUAGAGUUGGUGAAUGAUGGCUCAGGUUUGGGAUUUGGGAUAGUUGGAGGAAAGUCAACUGGAGUGAUUGUUAAAACCAUCCUCCCAGGAGGGGUAGCUGAUCAGCAUGGGAGACUGUGUAGUGGAGACCACAUCUUGAAAAUUGGUGAUACUGACUUGGCUGGAAUGAGCAGUGAGCAGGUGGCGCAAGUUCUAAGGCAGUGUGGAAAUCGAGUGAAACUGGUGAUUGCAAGAGGUCCUAUUGAGGAGCCACCUCCACCAGCAGUCCCACCAGGUACUCCAGUACCCAUCUCGACACCAGAGAAACAGGCAGAUGCUUCUGUUGAUAGUUGUGAAGAUGGGGAGAAAUUUAAUGUGGAACUCACUAAAAACAUCCAGGGAUUAGGAAUAACUAUUGCUGGUUACAUUGGAGACAAAACAUCAGAACCUUCUGGUAUCUUUGUGAAAAGCAUUACAAAAGGCAGUGCUGUUGAACAUGAUGGCAGAAUCCACGUGGGAGAUCAAAUUAUAGUUGUGGAUGGAACGAAUCUUCAGGGUUUUACUAACCAGCAAGCAGUUGAUGUUUUGCGACAUACAGGACAAACAGUUCGGCUCACUUUGAUCAGAAGAGGGCUUAAGCAGGAAAAUCAUAUUCAGCCCCAGGAGGAGUUCAGUGCUGCUGUUGAAAGGGACUUACUGUUACAAACAAUGGAUAGUGGCACAGCCAAAGAUAACAAUGAAACAGAACAGGGAUCUCCAUCAUUGCCAUGCAGUCCCAGUGCAGUAAACAUUGGAGAGGACAUUAAACAACAAGAAACAGAUUUUCAGCUAACUACUACAGAAGAAGCGGCUACAAAGGCAAAGUGGCAGAGGAUUAUGGGUUCAAAUUAUGAAAUAGUGGUGGCUGUAGUUAGCAAAUUCAGUGAAAGCAGUGGGCUAGGGAUAAGCCUUGAAGCUACAGUGGGGCAUCAUUUUAUCAGAUCUAUCCUACCAGAAGGGCCAGUUGGACGAAGUGGCAAGCUGUUUAGUGGAGAUGAGCUUCUGGAAGUGAAUGAGAUCUCUCUGCUUGGAGAAAACCACAAGGAUGUGGUGAAUAUCUUGAAAGAACUGCCAAUUAAGGUGACAAUGGUAUGCUGUCGACCAGUGGCUCCCCCUAUCAGUCAUCCAGAAGUACUGGAUGGUCUAAGUCUAUCUGAGGUUCAGCUCACAGAAAAGGCUCAUGUCGAACUUGGUUUCAUUGGCUCCUCAGACACAGAGGGAACAACUCUGGAAAUGGCUGAUGAAUCUCAGAGUAUGGAAGAGGUGCAGAGCUCUUCUUUGGCAAUGUGGGAAGCAGAAGUACAGCACAUUGACCUGGAGAAGGGGAGUAUGGGUCUUGGAUUUAGCAUACUGGACUACCAGGAUCCUGUCGACCCAGCAAACACUGUAAUUGUAAUUCGCUCAUUAGUUCCCGGUGGUGUGGCUGAGCAAGAUGGCAGACUUCUUCCUGGAGAUCGGCUUAUGUUUGUCAAUGAUAUCAACCUGGAAAAUGGCAGCCUGGAGGAAGCAGUGCAAGCACUGAAAGGAGCCCCAACAGGAACAGUUAAAAUAGGAGUUGCCAAACCACUGCCUCUUUCACCAGAAGAGGGCUAUGUCUCUGCUAAGGAAGAUUGCUUUUUCUACAGUGCCCAGUCAUUUGAGGAGGAGGGGCCAGCUGAUGCAGCCCUCUUCCAUGCUGAUCUAGCUCUGGUGGACUCUGGAGAGGCAGAUCUAGCGGAUGUAUCCACCUUUGAAUCUCAGUAUUCUCCGGAGAGUGACACCUUCCAGGCUUCAAUGUUAGCUCUGCAUGGCAGCACCUGUAGUGAUGAGCUGAACUACACCCUCUCCCUUCCCUCGUCAACUCCCAAGGCUGUUGGAGAGGAAUUUUUAAAUGCAGCAGCUGAUUACCAUAUAUCCAACAAGAAUCUGUACAACAUGGAUCUGAGUGAAAGAGUGAGAGAGCAAAAAUCUGUAGCAGGCAAAAACCUGGAAACUGCAGCUGCUUUUACUAAAAAGGAUCUUCUGCCUCUGGAUGUUUCGGUUAUCAACCAAAAUGAGAGUGAAAACACAGAAACUUGGGCUGGAUCUCAGACAACAGCAGAAUUUGCACAAAGUACAAGCCUUGCUACUACCAUGCAGCUUGAUGGCACUGGAAAAGAUCAAGUGCUCUCAACGGACAAGAGCUGCUCGGUAUCUGUGGAGGGAAGUUCCACAACCCCAAAUUCAGUCAAAAAUGUAUAUGAGAAGACCAUCACUAUUGCAAAAGGCAAUUCAAGUCUAGGGAUGACAGUAAGUUCCAAUAAAGAUGGCUCAGGAAUGAUAGUCCGUAGUGUCAUUCAUGGAGGCUCAAUAAGUCGCGAUGGACGGAUUGGUGUGGGAGACUGCAUCCUGUCCAUUAAUGAAGAGUCAACCACUGACUUAACCAAUGCACAGGCCCGAGCUAUGUUAAGAAGGCAUUCGCUUAUUGGACCAGAUAUCAAAUCUUCUCCAGCACCUGCUGAUGAUCAGGCCCUCUUUUAUGUUAUUACAUAUGUGCCAGCAGAAAAUUUAGAAGAGUACAGAGCCAGUUUGGAACAACAGACAGAGGAAACUAUGCCCCUUGAACUUUUUCCUUCACAUACAGUCAGUAGGGAAAUCCCAGAGCUUCCAGAACGUGAAGAGGGGGAGGGAGAAGAAAGUGAACUUCAAAACGCUGCUUUCAGUAACUGGAACCAGCCCAGAAAGGUUGAACUUUGGAGAGAGCCUAGCAAGUCACUGGGGAUCAGCAUUGUUGGAGGACGAGGGAUGGGAAGCCGCCUGAGUAAUGGGGAAGUGAUGAGAGGGAUCUUUAUCAAACACAUCCUGGAGGAUAGCCCAGCUGGCAAAAAUGGAACGCUGAAAACAGGAGAUCGGAUUGUGGAGGUGGAUGGAAUUGAUCUCAGAGAUGCCAGCCAUGAACAAGCUGUGGAAGCCAUACGGAAGGCAGGCAAUCCUGUAGUCUUUAUGGUACAGAGCAUUAUAAGCAGACCAAGGGAGAUAUCGAAUCCAAUUAGGGUUACCUUCCGUUGUUCCCCAACUAACCCUUUUGCUCCCACACCAUUCAAGGCAUUCAGUCAGUCAGAUUCAGAGCCAGAAAAGACUUCAUUUUGUAACUUGCCUCUGCCCCCUCCUCCAGCAUUUUCAGGAAUGAGCUGUGAUGUUACACAGUCAUCUUCCAGCAAAGUCAAAGAAGAUGUGGAGAAAGAGGAUGAGUUCGGUUACAGCUGGAAAAAGAUCAUGCAGCGCUAUGGAAAUCUACCAGGGGAGCUACACAUGAUUGAGCUGGAAAAAGGAAGGACAGGUCUGGGACUUAGUCUUGCCGGUAACAAAGACCGAUCCAGGAUGAGUGUCUUUAUAGUGGGAAUUGAUCCAAAUGGAGCAGCUGGCAAAGAUGGCAGGUUACAGAUUGCAGAUGAGUUGCUAGAGAUAAAUGGGCAAAUGCUCUAUGGAAGGACUCACCAGAAUGCUUCAUCAAUAAUCAAAUGUGCACCAUCUAAAGUAAAAAUAAUCUUUAUCAGAAAUAAAGAUGCAGUAAAUCAGAUGGCCGUUUGCCCUACAAAGUCAGUAGAGGCUUGUACUUCAGGGAUUCUUCAAAACCAAGAGAUUGAUCCUAGUGCUGGAAACUCCAGUGUUAGUUCUGACUUCAGUUCGUAUAAAAACAUUCAGUAUGUGGAACUCCCUAAGGAUCAAGGAGGUUUGGGAAUUGCCAUUAGUGAAGAAGAUACAAUUAAUGGAGUAGUUAUUAAGAGCCUAACAGAUCAUGGUGCAGCAGCAAAGGAUGGAAGAAUCAAAGUUGGGGAUCAGAUCCUGGCAGUGGAUGAUGAAAUUGUUGUGGGCUAUCCAGUAGAAAAGUUUAUCAGUCUCCUGAAGACAUCCAAAACCAUGGUGAGGCUUACAGUCAACUCAGCAGAGGCAGGUAGCCUGACUACAGCAUCAGUCAGCACUGUCCCAGCAGAGAGGAGGAAUAUCCAACCACCAGCAACUGUCCCCUCUUCCAGCUCACCUGAACCAGAAGCAGUCAAAAAUACAAGCAGAUCUUCAACUCCAGCCACACUAGCUUCUGACCCCGCUACUUGUCCCAUUAUUCCUGGAUGUGAAACAACCAUUGAUAUCUCCAAAGGACGGACUGGUCUUGGUCUGAGCAUUGUUGGAGGAGCAGACACUUUGCUGGGAGCAAUCAUUAUCCAUGAAGUAUAUGAAGAAGGAGCAGCAUCAAAAGAUGGGAGACUGUGGGCUGGAGAUCAGAUAUUAGAGGUGAAUGGGAUUGACCUCAGGAAUGCCACACAUGAUGAAGCAAUAAAUGUCCUCCGACAGACUCCCCAAAAAGUUCGUCUGACGGUGUACAGAGAUGAGGCCCAGUACAAGGAGGAAGAUAUGUAUGAUGUACUCAUUAUAGAGCUCCAAAAGAAGCCUGGCAAAGGCCUUGGCCUGAGUAUUGUUGGGAAAAGAAAUGAUACGGGGGUGUUUGUGUCAGACAUCGUCAAAGGAGGAAUAGCAGAUACAGAUGGGAGAUUGAUGCAUGGAGAUCAGAUACUGACUGUGAAUGGAGAAGAUGUUCGAAAUGCUAACCAGGAGGCUGUUGCAGCUUUGCUAAAGUGUUCGUUAGGUACGGUAAGACUAGAGGUUGGAAGAAUAAAAGCUGGUCCAUUCCACUCUGAGAGGAGAACAUCCCAGAGCAGCCAGGUCAGUGAAGGAAGUGGCAGUCUCUCCUCCUUCAGCUUUCCAGCUUCUGGUUCAAGUGCACCUGAGGUCUUUGAAAGUGGUCUGAAGAAAAAUACCUCUUCUGAAAUACAGGGAUUAAGAACAGUUGAGAUAAAAAAGGGCCCUGCAGAUUCACUAGGAGUGAGCAUUGCUGGAGGUGUAGGAAGUCCCCUUGGAGAUGUUCCUAUAUUUAUCGCCAUGAUGCAUCCAAAUGGAGUUGCAGCUCAGACUCAGAAACUCAGAGUGGGGGACAGGAUUGUUAACAUCUGUGGAACAUCUACUGAGGGCAUGACUCACUCCCAAGCUGUUAGCCUCUUAAAAAAUGCUUCGGGCACUAUUGAGUUGCAGGUUGUAGCUGGAGGAGAUGUGAGUGUCAUAACUGGUCAGCAGCAGGAGCCACCUACGUCCAGUUUUACAUUUGCAGGACUGACUUCAACCAGCAUUUUUCAGGAUGAUUUAGGGCCUCCUCAGUACAAGACCAUUACUCUGGAUAGAGGACCAGAUGGCCUGGGCUUUAGUAUUGUGGGGGGAUAUGGCAGUCCUCAUGGAGACUUACCCAUUUAUGUGAAGACAGUAUUUGCAAAGGGUGCAGCUGCAGAAGAUGGACGCCUGAAGAGGGGAGAUCAAAUCAUUGCUGUGAAUGGGCAGAGUUUAGAAGGGGUGACCCAUGAGGAGGCGGUUGCUAUUCUGAAAAGGACAAAAGGAACAGUCACUUUGACUGUUUUGUCAUGAACUAUCUGCUGAAAGGGGUAGGAUCGACAAGACUAUAUUAUUUACAUUCUGCUUAGCAAAGAGAAUGGAAAUGUUUGUAUAGCCUUAUUGCUCUUCCCGCUUCACAGGACUGUGUUACAUCACUGAAGAAAAAUAACAUUUAACCAUAUUUUUGUAUGUAAUAGAAGUAUUUCUCCUACUGUCAAACCACUGGGAUGGAGUUAUGUCACCUAUGGCAAAGACAUGAAUAUUUUUCCUAGUAAUAUUGUAAUGAAUACUUGUAAGACACUAAAAAAAAAUGUUUUCAUUAAUAACCUCACAACAAAAUUUAAAUGUUUUGCUAAGAGGCUUUGAAUAUUUUAAAUAUGUGAGAACAAUAAAGUCACUGAAUCAACAAGGGGAUGGCAUGGGCAGAAGUAGUCAGAAAACAGAAAUAAGAUUAUUGGAGAAAUAAAGUAUUAACAAAAUACAGAAUUUGGGGAACAGGAGGAAAAGCAUGUAAUGUGGAGGCACAUAAUUAAUGGACUUUUUUUUUUCUAUUAAUCUACAAUGACCAGGUAGAAGGAGUUGGGAGGGGAUUUUUUUGUUGUGUUUAGUUUUGGUUUUUGCUUGUGUUUGAAUUGUGUUUUUGAUGGUGGGGAUUUGUUCUCAGGCUGAAAAAUUUAUUUGCUAGUGGAGACUUAUCCCGGUGAGUGAGAGUGCCCAGCAACUGCAGUAUUAGAAGGAUUAAACUUUUCUUUCAUAACAGUAGUUUUUUUCUAGACUGUGUGGGAGUGAAAGCAACCUCCCUAGUGUGAAAUGUGUGUAAGCAAAAGUUGUCCUCUUGCAAUGGGCAAGGCUAAAUACUGUCUUAGUGCCGAAGUUUCUGAAUGCUGCUUGAAUCAGAGCUGUGAACAAACUGCUCAGGAUAUAUUUACUUAGCUGAAUAUACGACCUUGUGGAUAUAGGUUAAUACAAUGCAGAAGAUGUUAGUGUUACAGUGUUGCUUGUCAUUAUAAAAUAAAUAUCAGCAAAGAUAAGGUCCUUCCUGGACUGAGGAGGGCUAUAACAAGGGGUUGAUGGUGGGUAGAGGGCUGAAGAUCAGUUCCAGUGGAGAAGAGGGGAGCAGUGAGACAGCAGUGAAAGUCUUUGCAUCAGCGUCAAGCAGAAGAGGACAGCUGAGGGUCACAAACAUUAUUUGGGGGUUGUUAAUUUAAGAGGAGCAAAUGCAAGAUAUUGUCUGGUAAAUAAGGUGCAGCCAUGAAGCUGUUAUUUGGAUAGCAGAGUUGUCAAUAAAUUUAUCAACAUCCUCAGUUUACUAAGAAGUCUUUAAAACUUUAUCCUGAAAUCAUACCUACUGAUACCACUGGCUGAUUGUAGUCUGCCUUUGGCUCUGCUUCUUCAAAGUGGCUCUUCAGAAUCUGGCAGAUAAAGCACACCUUGCCCAUGAUUUACCUUCCUGCAUAAAAAUGCCAGUAAAUAUGCUGAAGGUGAAAUACACCUAAUUAGCAUGCUAUAUACUUCCUGUAGCAGCAAGACCAUGUUGAUUAGCAAAAAAAAAAUAUUGCAGCAAGAAGGUCAGCACAUCAGUUGUCAUUUAAGAGAACUCUCUGAACAGAAAAUGCAGGCAGUGGUCAGGCAAUUACUAGAGGAAGAUGCGAAAGACUAGCAUUUGUAUUAGUGAGAAACAAAAACAGUAUUAGGAAUGUCUGUGAAAUAGUAUUAACAAGCUGGUAUCUAGAUCUAAGCGAGUUAACUAAAACCAAACAAAAACAAACACAAACAAACAAAAAACUUCAUCUCAUUAAUUGUUCUAGAAGUUACUGUGAUUGGCAAAAAAUGAAAGUACACAGAUGGUACCAUUACUGGCUGUUGUUACUGAAUUGUUCUUGUGUACUUAUUCCUUGGUUAGAAUAAGAGAUGCAUACAUUGGAGUGUGUAAGGUUGCUUUAAAUAGUAUCUAUAUUUGUAACAGAAGUAGUGUACAGAUAUUUUGUUACUACUGUUGUGUCUAAAUGGGGGAUUUAAUUAAAUAAAUACCAAACUCUCAGUGAUGAAGAAAUAAAGUUGCAGGUGCGUUUCUGGUG